UUUGAUAAAACGCAAAUUGUACAAUUGUGAAAAUAACUGAAUUUAGCACAAUUAGAUCACGGAAGAAGACAAAGGAAAAGUUUGUUGCGGAAUGAAAGACAUUUUUGGUGUUGUUUCGUAAAUGUAAUUACAACGCAAUUUGAAACAUUUUCAUGACUUAAAUUGGAGCUUUGAAAGUGACGUGCAUAAUGAAAAUAAAAUGGAAGUGAUUUAUAAAAGCGUGUACAAAGUAACAUCAUGAAUAAGCGUAAAAUCUGUGUAUGUAAUGAAUUUUAAGCCACAUCAUACAAGAAAGAUAGACUAAACAUAUAUUUUUCAUUUGAAGAGUGAAGAAAAAUCGCUUUUAUCGUGAAAUAAAUUGAAAAGUGAGUGCAUAUAAAAAGAUUUGAAGUGGAACCAUAAACUAUUCAUCAAGCUGAGCUACGAUAUCAAAAAAAAGAGAAGAAUUUAAUAAAGGGAAAGAUAAGCAGAUAAUUUAUAAUGCAACAGUAAAUAUUAAGGAUGAUAACAUUUACGUGUGUCAACCAUUUCUUCGGGAUUAAGUCUUUGAAGAUAUAAACAAACGUUUUUCGUUCUCAUCAUAAAACAUUCAUAAGCCUUCAACUUAUUCAACAAAUCCCAGUCCGUUAGUAUGAUAAUCAAAAGUAGUGAAUAUAAUUCACACUACCUGCUGAUAAAAUGCUUUUUGGUUGUCAUACUCAUAGAGUAUUCAAAUGGAGGAAACGUAUUAAAAAUACGAUAAAUAGCAGUAGUAGUGGUUUAGUUGAUGGACUUAAUUUAAAUAAUGCAACAAGUAAUAGUUCAAAUCAAUUAUCGGCGGGAGGUAACGAAACGGAAUUGAUUACGUUCUUCAGCACUACGAACUUUACUAACAUCACAUCGCAGGUUGGAUCGAUUGUUGAGAUUCCUUGCACCGUACAUAAUCUUGGUGAAGGAACGGUAUCAUGGAUUCGAAAAAAGGACUAUCACCUAUUGACAGUUGGGUUAACAACAUACAGCAGUGAUGAAAGGUUUAGUGCUUUGCAUUUAGACGAAUCUGAGGACUGGCCAUUAAAAAUAAAAUACGUUCAGCUUCGAGACGCAGGAAUCUACGAAUGCCAGGUGACGAAACAUCCUCCGAUAUCAAUUUUUGUUCGACUGAAUGUUGUUGAAGCGAGAGCGGAAAUUAGUGGACCGUCGGAAAAAUAUUUGAAGCCAGGCUCGGUGCUACGAUUGACGUGUCGGGUAGUAGAAAACAUCGAGAAUCCAUUGUACAUUUUCUGGUAUCACAAUAAUCGAAUGAUAAAUUACGACUCACAUCGUGGGGUUAAUGUGUCCACUGAACCAGAUAACAGAUAUUCGGAGCUUCAAAUAUCACAGACAACAACCAGUCAUUCAGGGAAUUAUUCCUGUGUGACUAACAAUGCCGUCUCAUCGUCCACUUUCGUACACAUCUUUAAUGGCGAGAAUCCUGCCGAGUUAUUGAGAGAUUACGGAUCCACCAUAAGCCCAUCACCGAACAUAAUGUUAUCUUUAUUGUUAACUAUAGUGACAUAUCAAAUCUUUUGUUUAUGUGCUCUAUAAGGGAAACGAACGACAUCCAGCCACUACACAAAUCAUAUGAGAAGGAGAAGAAGGGAGGGGAUGGAGAGAGGGAAAUUGUUUGUUAAAGCAUAGAUCCGAUCAUUAAAUAAUUUAUUACUUUGUUUUUUGAGUGGUGUAAUAAAAAUGAGACAGAAAAUAACAACACACAGAGAACAUACACGAAACGGAACCUUUAAGUAUCCCAUCAUGUUGUCAAGAUCGAGCAUCCAUUUAUGGUGUUUAAUAGUGCGUUGCGACGCAGUUCGAAUCUUUUUAUAGCUCAUGGAAAUCAUGGAAAUUUUCUCUUCUCUUCUGAAGGCUAUGAAUGGCAUUUUUCAUUGACAAGAUUUUCAGACACUUGACACUUGACACCUGACAUCGUUUCAUGUUGUUUAAUCUGAAAUGAAAUGAAAGAAUUUUUUGCCUGCUUUAUUUUAUAUUACAAUUUGCCAAUCACAUAAAUUUCGUGAUGGAGCUAUAAGAGUAUUACAUUAAUCACAAAUUUAUUCUUGUUAUCAAUGUCAGCAUGUAAUGUUUAAUACUAAACUUUAUAAAUGAAAUAUUAAUAAAACUAUUUUAAAAGAUUUGUUUUGAUGUGAUACUCGAAUAGUCUCUGAAUAAGAAAAACAUUCUUUGUUGAGAAUAAAAGAAUCAACUUUGUAAAUAACUCACUGGUAUAAAUAGGCUAUUGUAAUAAAGAAGAAACCAAUAAUAAAAACAUGUAUUAAAUGAUCAU
Messenger RNA from Clunio marinus, 2299 nucleotides. Lineage: Eukaryota; Metazoa; Arthropoda; Insecta; Diptera; Chironomidae. The record is from the annotation of a GenBank genome assembly.